This is a messenger RNA of Hemicordylus capensis (graceful crag lizard), 1525 nucleotides long. RefSeq names its product dicarbonyl and L-xylulose reductase (gene DCXR). Gene Ontology annotation, biological process: xylulose metabolic process; glucose metabolic process. The transcript has 8 exons. Bases 214 to 948 code for a protein of 244 amino acids. The record is from RefSeq and is a predicted model, not a curated record. NCBI's taxonomy places the organism in Eukaryota, Metazoa, Chordata, Lepidosauria, Squamata, Cordylidae. Gene Ontology annotation, molecular function: L-xylulose reductase (NADPH) activity; carbonyl reductase (NADPH) activity.
CUUAGGGGGCGUGCCCUCCCUGGGGAUAGGGGAAGGGCGUCUUGAAGAGGGCCGCCCAAGCAAGCAGGAGGCCUGGGGCCUGUCCCUUUGCAAGCCCUCCUCCCCGUCCCCCCAAACCCGGGGCAGAUCUUGCAUCGUCCCACCCUUCCCUCCUAUCUCCGCCCCCGAAUCGCGGACUCUGUACUCCUCCAGACGGCUCUCCGCCUCAGGAAGAUGGAGCGCUUCUUCUCCGGUCGCCGGGCUCUGGUGACAGGGGCGGGCAAAGGGAUCGGCCGGGCUGUGGCGGUAACCUUGAGCCGGGCCGGGGCCCUGGUGGUCGCGCUGAGCCAGACACAGGCGGACCUCGACAGCCUGCGGGAGGAGUGCCCUGGCAUUCAGACGCUGUGUGUGGACCUAGGAGAUUGGGAGGCUACAGAGGCAGCACUGAGCAAACUGGGGGACAUUGACCUGCUGGUGAAUAAUGCAGCUGUAGCAUUGCUGCAGCCAUUCCUAGAGGUGACCAAGGAAGCCUUUGACAGGUCUUUCAGUGUCAACCUUCGGGCUGCACUGCAUGUCUCGCAGAUUGUUGCUCGGAAGCUGAUUGCCCGGGGGGCACCAGGUGCGAUAGUGAAUGUCUCGAGCCAGGCUUCCCAUCGGGCUCUUGCUGAUCACACAGUUUACUGUUCCACCAAGAGUGCCUUGGACAUGCUGACAAAGACAAUGGCUCUGGAACUGGGGCCUCAUCGGAUCCGGGUAAACAGCGUGAACCCCACUGUGGUCAUGACUGCCAUGGGACGCCUCAACUGGACUGAUCCCCAGAAAGCUGGACCAAUGAUUAACCGCAUCCCACUGGGGAAGUUUGCAGAGGUGGACGAUGUUGUCAACAGCAUCCUCUUCCUGCUGGGUGACCAGAGCAACAUGACAACAGGGGCCAUGCUGCCAGUCGACGGUGGGUUCCUUGCCUGCUAAAGCAUGGUGUUGGCUUCAGUCUCUGUGGAAGCGUAUCCGCUCUGUGUGAGGAUCCUGUCUCAUCAUCCAGAGUUGCUGAAGCGGCAUGGAAGGAGUGAACAGAAUGGAGUGGGAGAUUCCAGAACUAGGAUCCACAGAACUAGUGAAGAAAAUGGACUGCGCCUAAACAAACCACACCCACUUACUUAUGGAGAAAUGUUUAUUGUAUAAAAUAAGAGGUGUUCAGCUCAUCACUCUACACGAUGAUUAAAAACUGGACCUGUCUCCCUCCCAACCCCUCCAAAGCUCUCCUUGCUCCAUCCCCCAUUCCACUACACUCAACAACAAGGAAAGGGUUGGCCAUCACCCUCCAUCCUACUUUUUGUUUGGUUUUUACACAAAGAUCCCUGCCCUACGGCCCUGUGCUGCUGCCCAGACUGGACAAAGCAGAGAGACCUUCCUCCCGAUAUUUGGGAGAGCUCAGGAGCAACACACAGGCUGAUGUCCUGAAAGGCAAAGGCAGCUUUGGGUGGCACAGAGCUGCAUUGAUCUCUUGGUUCCUGUCUCACACAAUAAAGCGCUAAUGGCUCCUCCUCCA